Messenger RNA from Musa acuminata subsp. malaccensis (wild Malaysian banana), 1320 nucleotides. Its product is annotated as transcription factor MYB60-like. The record is from RefSeq and is a predicted model, not a curated record. NCBI's taxonomy places the organism in Eukaryota, Viridiplantae, Streptophyta, Magnoliopsida, Zingiberales, Musaceae. Gene Ontology annotation, biological process: response to auxin.
GAUGAUAAAUGGUUGAAAAGGAGACUCACAUGCUCAUGAGACACCUGCAGGGGACAGAGGAAAAGGAAGCCAGGGAAAAGGAAAGCAGGGAGCUGGAAGAUGAGAGUGAGGAAGUGAGAGAGAGGGAAGGGGAGGGCUUUGAGGCAGGCAGUGACCAAGGCAGCAAUGGGAAGGCCUCCAUGCUGUGACAGGGUUGGCAUCAAGAAAGGACCAUGGACUCCUGAAGAGGACAUCAUCUUGGUCUCUUAUAUCCAGGAGCAUGGGCCUGGAAACUGGAGAUCAGUUCCCACAAACACUGGCUUGAUGAGAUGCAGCAAGAGCUGUAGACUGAGAUGGAUAAACUACCUCAGGCCUGGAAUCAAGCAUGGCAACUUCACUCCGCACGAAGAAGGAAUCAUAAUCCAUCUGCAAGCCUUGCUUGGCAACAGAUGGGCAGCCAUAGCUUCUUACCUUCCCCAAAGAACAGACAACGAUAUCAAGAACUACUGGAACACGCACCUGAAGAAGAAGAUGAUAGAUACUGCAGGUAGCUACGUGAUCUCUCCUGAUACAAGCCCGGUCUGCCAUGACUACAUGUCCAAAGGAUGCAACACGGAAGCAGUGAAGCAAGAGAUGAAGUUCCCACUGUCCAGGUUCUCCCAGACACCCUCCAUCUACGCCUCCAGCACUGAGAACAUCUCAAGGCUUCUUGAAGGUUGGGUGCGAUCCUCCCCGAAGGCCGCAGCGAAGAAGAAAGAGUUCGCCAUUACCGACAACAACAACAGCAGCAGCAGCAGUAGCAGCAAUACCAUCACGGCAGCAUCACCCAAAGAGAACAAACAAGCUGAACGUAACCAAGUGGGCUGCUUAGCCGCGGCGCAUGAAGACCUGGACUCGCUUCUUUCCUUCGAGAACACAAGCGGCAUGAUCUCCUGGGGAAAGAUCCAUGGGCCACAGCUCGCACAAGCGAAUGCCGAGGCGAAGCAGGAUGCGGAGAACAGCCAACCCCCCUUGUCCUCGUUGGAGAAGUGGCUCUUCGACGAGGCGUUGGGGCAGACAGAUGGGUUCCUGGAGCUCCCUGCUAAUUGUCUCUCUUGGUCUGCCAUGCUUUCCUGAUGACACCCCCAAGGUUGCCGACGACAAAAGCUAGCGAGGAGCACGUCCAGUGACUCACUGCAACCUUCGACUCUCAUCAUUCAACGUGAAAACUGUCCGAAAUAAGCACUACAGUAAAUAUGGUCUCUCGUUGCAAGCGUAAAUUAAAUAAGGAGCAGCUUCUGCAUGCAAUCAUGUCAAUGAAUCACUCAGUUCUAUAUAUGCUUCAUGCUUCCUUGAACUCAA